Messenger RNA from Ectocarpus sp. CCAP 1310/34, 1247 nucleotides. The record is from the annotation of a GenBank genome assembly. Lineage: Eukaryota; Phaeophyceae; Ectocarpales; Ectocarpaceae.
UCUUCGUGGCGGCAGACGAGGGAGAGCGAGAGGUGCUGUUCGCUUCCCUCAACAAGAAGUUUCCGGUGAAAGAUCUGGGGGAGUGUACCUGGUACGACGGGUGUGCUAUCGCCAUGGAUGUAGAAAAUGGCAUCACCAAGCUGUCCCAGACAGCAUACAUUGAGAGUAUGCUGAAGCGGUUUGAUGUGACCACGACCGCUUUCACCCCUGCUGCCACCGAUGCCGACCUAGGGCCGGAGAGAGAUGACGAUCCCGCGGUGGAUAAGCCUGUGAGGGAGGCGAUCGGAUGCCUGAUGUGGACGAAGCUGACGAGGCCAGACAUCGCCCUGCCUCUGAACAAGCUCCAGAAGAUCGCCCACUCACCCACCGGGAGGAUAUGGAACGCGCUUGUGCGGAUCAUGUCCUACCUGAACUUCACGAAGGACUUCGGCAUCACCUACGCACGGGGGUCAGGACUAGACCUAAGUGUGUUUGUCGAUGCCAGCUACGAUGACAACGAAGUAGACAGGCGUUCUACGACCGGGCUAGCUGGCGUGAAGGAGGCGUUGUUUGUGCGUGGCGUUCUGUCGUUCAUAGCGCCCGAGACGAGUGGGGCGAAGAUCAAGGUCCUUGAGGACAACAAGGGGGCUCUCGCCUUAAUCGAGAACCCGUUCAGCUCAGCGAGGAGCAAGCACAUCGACGUGCGGUUCCAUUUCAUUCGCGAGCUAUUCAAGUCGGGCAAGAUCACUGCAGAGUAUGUUCCGACUGGAGAGCAGCACGCCGACAUGCUGACCAAGGUGUGGAAUGGAGGAGAUAUUCCGCGAGAGUGGAAGGAUGCAACCAUCAAGGUGCUGUACAAGGAGGGUGACCGGUCCAAUUGUAACAACUACAGGGGGAUUUCGCUACUGUCUCACGUAGGCAAGGUCCUCAUCAAGAUCAUUACCAACCGUCUACGCGCCUUCUGCAAAGCCAACAUCCUCCCGGAGGAACAGCGCGGAUUUCGACCCUGGCGAUCCACCGUCGACAUGCUGUUCGUCGUGCGCCGCCUCCAGGAGCUGGGGCGGAGAAAGAAAAUACCGCUCUACAUGUGCUUCGUCGACUUGAACAAGGCGUAUGAUUUCGGUGGACCGAGAGAUGCUAUGGAAGGUGCUGGCCAGGGCCGGGAUUCCCGCGAAGCUGAUCGAAGUCAUCCGCCAAUUCCACGAUGGAAUGCGGGCCCGGGUGUCUGUGGACGACGGAGAACUAUCGGACUGGUUCUUCGUGACACA